Diaporthe citri is the source of this 1578-nucleotide messenger RNA. RefSeq lists its product as uncharacterized. Gene Ontology annotation, biological process: carbohydrate phosphorylation; galactose metabolic process. The transcript has a single exon. Bases 1 to 1578 code for a protein of 525 amino acids. Gene Ontology annotation, molecular function: galactokinase activity; ATP binding. NCBI's taxonomy places the organism in Eukaryota, Fungi, Ascomycota, Sordariomycetes, Diaporthales, Diaporthaceae. The record is from RefSeq and is a predicted model, not a curated record. Gene Ontology annotation, cellular component: cytoplasm; cytosol.
AUGGCCGGCCCAGUGCCCUUCGCAAAGUCGUUGGACCAGAUCUACCCAGAAAAUGCCCUCCCUUCUCAGGGCAAGCGGUGGAAUAACCUCCUGAACCAAUUCCAGUCCACCUAUGGCCAGCCUGCCGAGUUUGUCGCCCGCUCCCCGGGCCGUGUCAACAUCAUCGGCGAGCACAUCGACUACUCACUCUACUCGGUGCUGCCCAUGGCCAUCACCGCCGACUGCCUGAUCGCCGUCUCCACCAAGCUCGAUGCCGCCUCUGUAAAGCAGGGGACCUACAAGAUCAAGAUCGCAAACGUGCAGAGCCAGAAGUUCCCCAGUCACGAGUUUGACAUCCCCUUUGAUGCCAUCGAGAUCGACGCCACGGUCCACGAGUGGACCAACUACUUCAAGUCCGGGCUGAAGGGCGCCCUGGAGCUGCUCAGGAAGAAGCACGGCGCCGCCUACAAGCCCGUCUCCAUGCAGAUCCUCAUGGACGGCACCGUGCCCGCGGGCGGCGGCCUGAGCUCCAGCGCCGCCUUCACGAGCACGUCCGCGCUGGCCGUCAUGGUCGCCAACGGCGAGAAGACGGUCGACAAGACCGCGCUCACGGAGCUGGCCAUCGUGUCGGAGCGCGAGGUCGGCGUCAACUCGGGCGGCAUGGACCAGUCGGCGUCGGUCUUCUCCGAGCGCGGCUCGGCCCUCUACGUCUCCUUCUCGCCCAGCCUCACCGCGCGGCCGGUCCACUUCCCCAGGACGAACCCGGAGCUGUGCUUCCUGAUCGCGCAGUCCUUCGUCGCCGCCGACAAGCACGUCACGGGGCCGAUCCACUACAACCUGCGCGUGGUCGAGUGCAGCCUGGCGGCCGCCUACCUGAGCGCGGUGCUGAACCCCGAGGGGACCCACCUGCCCGCCGACGCGGCGCCGCUGGGCGUCUCGCUCAGGGGCUUCCACGACGCCUACUACGCGGCCCACCCGGACAAGGCGGGCAAGCCCGUCAAGGACCAGCUGCGCGAGCUGGUCUCGCUGACGGAGACGACCCUGUCGCAGGCCGAGGGCUACACGCGCGAGGAGGUCGCGGCGAGGCUGGGCGUCAGCGUGGACCAGCUCGACGCGCGCUUCACGUCCAAGUUCCCCGUGCGCGCCGACAGGUUCAAGCUGCGCCAGCGCGCGCUGCACGUGUUCCGCGAGGCCCUGCGCGUGCUCGACUUCAUGUCGCUGCUCGAGGACCCGGCCAACCACCCGGACAACGGCGGCGGCGCGGACACGACCGCCUACAACCAGGAGCUGGGCGCCCUGAUGAACGCCACGCAGGACAGCUGCCGCGACGACUACGAGUGCAGCUGCCCCGAGAUCGACGACAUCUGCAGCAUCGCGCGGAGGGCGGGCAGCUACGGCAGCCGCCUGACCGGCGCCGGGUGGGGCGGGUGCAGCGUCCACCUCGUCCCGGCGGACAAGGUCGAGGCCGUGAGGGAGGCGUGGGAGAGGGAGUACUACAGCAAGAGGGAGCUAACACCAGAGCAGAGGGAGGGGGCUGUCGUCGAGAGCCGGCCGGGAAGCGGCAGCGCGGUCUACGUCGUGGCCGACGGCUCGUUGUAG